Capsaspora owczarzaki ATCC 30864 is the source of this 740-nucleotide messenger RNA. RefSeq lists its product as hypothetical. The transcript is spliced from 5 exons. The record is from RefSeq and is a predicted model, not a curated record. Lineage: Eukaryota; Filasterea; Ministeriida; Capsasporidae. The coding region runs from base 31 to 633 and encodes 200 amino acids.
UUCUCCUCGACCGAUCUCUGUUUGGAAUCGAUGGCAUCCCUGCGACGAACAGCGGCGGGAAAUGCGUCACAACAGCACCAAGAGCCUGUGGAACUGCUAGACGAAGCAGAGCAAGAGUCCAUUCUCGAGACGCUCGCAGAGGCAGGAAAUCGCGUGGAUCGUCUGUCUCGGACUGCGAUCGCUGCGGGCGCAGGAGUGGCGGCUGCACUCUUCAUUGCUCGACUGCUUGUGAUGCCUGGCGCGGCAGAACUGACGACGGAUGCGCUGAUCGUCGAAUUUCUGGCAGCCGUUUCCAAUAGCCUCACAUGUCUACGCUUGAUAUGUGAUCUCAAGGGCGCUGAUCCAAGCAUCCCUUGGUUUCGCUUCAAGUACAUUGCUCCGUUCGGCCAUCUGGUCGGCCUUGCCACACUUUACGUACACAUGUACGGCAGACCCGCUGUAGAGCAAGCGUUGGAUACACGCGACCUACCAGAGCAGAGCAACUCGAUGAUCACGCUGAUGCGACACUUUUGGGUUCCUCUGGUGUCGUUGAUUGUCUCGCUGCUCUGGAUUUUCACCGAAUACGACGUGCGACGGACCACCACGGAUUUGCAAGAGCUGCGCCGCGCGCGCUACAAGUACAAGAAAAUUUAAUCUGGUUGUUGCUUUCUUGUUCUGGUUUGUUUUCUAUCAAUACCGUCACCUUGAAAAUGUGCGCUGUUCCCCUUCACAAAACCCGUUGGCAAGUCAAACAAAAUUUA